Entelurus aequoreus (snake pipefish) is the source of this 7912-nucleotide messenger RNA. RefSeq names its product regulating synaptic membrane exocytosis 2a (gene rims2a). Bases 678 to 5690 code for a protein of 1670 amino acids. Lineage: Eukaryota; Metazoa; Chordata; Actinopteri; Syngnathiformes; Syngnathidae. Gene Ontology annotation, biological process: regulation of membrane potential; positive regulation of synaptic transmission; intracellular protein transport. Gene Ontology annotation, molecular function: small GTPase binding; transmembrane transporter binding. Gene Ontology annotation, cellular component: presynaptic membrane; cytoskeleton of presynaptic active zone. The record is from RefSeq and is a predicted model, not a curated record. The transcript is spliced from 30 exons.
AUCGCUCCGCCUCCCGCCUCCUCCCUCUCUCCAUCACUCCCUCAUUGCAUCCAUUUUUUUUUUUUUUGGUGUGUGUAUUUAAAGAAAUCUCCAAGAAUUAAUCAGCCCUGGAUGAAAACGCACCAAGCCUGAGUGACAAGAGGAGGCUUGAGGACUCCAAAACAAAACCAGGACGGACCUUUUUUUUUUUUUUUUUUUUUGUGUAACAUUUUUUUUUUUUUUAAUUUCAACAUGCGAGUGAAGCCUUUCUGAGGGAUGGCAGCGAUGGGUUAGACAGGAUUUAACAUGACUGCAAAAUAAAAGGCAAGACUUUUUUUUUUUUUUCCUUCUUCUUCUUCCUCCCCUUAUCCCAUAAUCGCGUGGAUGUUUGCAGCCCACACUUCUUUCUAUUCAGGGCAUCCAUUUAAUCCAAUGUGUAGAUUUCAAGCUGACACCACCAAUCAUGUUUGCAGCUUCCGCUCACAUCCUGCAGCGCACCCGAUAACCCCCCUCCUUUUUUUUACGAGCUUUUAAUGGAUCUAAAUGUAGUAUUUUCACGCGCGUUUUCUGCAGCUGUGGACGUGUCAUGUGUCCGAGCCUCGGCGCUUUACGCGGGAUGCCACGCCACGGGAGUGUGACACAAACAUGCAUCAGUUUGACGAUUGUUUUCUGCUGUUUGCAGCCGCUGUGAGUCAAAGAUGUCCGCUCCACAAGGGCCCAAGGGCGGCCCUGGCCCUGCCGCCUCGGCGGCCGGCGCCAUGCCGGAGACCCCGGACCUCAGCCACCUCACCGAGGAGGAGAGGAAGAUCAUCCUCGGCGUCAUGGACCGACAGAAGAAGGAGGACGCGAAGGAGCAGUCCAUGUUAAAGAUCAAAGAAGGACCAAAGCCUCAGUCGGCACAGUGGUUUCCCUUUAGUGGGAUUACUGAGCUGGUAAAUAAUGUUCUUCAGCCACAGCAAAAGUCCCAAAAUGACAAGGAGCCCGAACCUGACGCGAAGUUGCACCAGCAGUUUGAGUCGUACAAAGACCAGGUCAAGAAGAUGGGGGAUGAGACAAAACAGGCUCAGGAACAGAAGAGCGAAGCCCCAACCUGCGGGAUAUGCCACAAAACCAAGUUUGCCGACGGCUGUGGCCACCUCUGUUCGUAUUGCCAAACGAAAUUCUGUGCUCGGUGCGGAGGACGAGUGUCUCUGCGGUCAAAUAAGGUGAUGUGGGUAUGCAACUUGUGCCGAAAACAACAAGAAAUCCUCACCAAAUCCGGGGCGUGGUUUUAUGACUCGGUGCCUGGUCAGGUGCAGCGUGUGUUUGAAGGCGGGCCGCAGGGGAAAAAGGCCAAACUGCAGGACCCGUCGCUGUACCCCUACCAGGGAGCCUCAGGGGACUUGACACAAGCGUCAGACAGGAGCAGACGUCACGGCGGGCUCCUGCCCAGACAGGCGUCCCUCGACAACGGGUCGCUGCGGUACCCCGGACACGGUGACACACCCGUAGACAGGAAACGAAGCCCAUCUGCAUCCAGGGAUCCAAACCAAAUAUACGACCAAAGGGAGGGGGCUGACCAUUCACAGUAUGCUCCGACAGACGGCAGCAUGCCCAGAUCACCGUCUGACUAUGGAGAUGGGGACCCUCGGCGGGCUCCGCGGGGCCCACACAUGUACCCAGACGUGAAUGCAGCAUGGACUGGCUACAGAGACCGGCAAGGUCCUGGACGCUGGCACUCCCAGGAAUACCCUCUGGACCAGGAUCUGGAUGGGCCACAUAAUGAGUAUGAGCUCCAGAGACAGCGACAGGAGGAGUUCCAGACACGCUACCGCAGUGACCCCAACCUGGCACGCUACCCUGUUAAGCCACAGCCCUAUGAAGAGCAGAUGAGAAUGCACGCGGAGGUGGGCCGCCUGAGGCACGAGCGUCGUCAUAGUGACGUCUCUUUAGCUUACACGGAGCAGGAUGAACCCGCUCCCAUCCGGUUGUCACGUCAACAUCUCACCGAACGCCGUCCGCCCAUGGUGGGGCAGCGUUCUUACUCUGUUGACCGCUCCUCCCCCGGGCCCAUGGGCCCCGGUCUUGGAGGCCACAGAACAUCAAACCAUAGCCCCCCGACUCCCCACCGCAGCCCUGUGCUGGGUGACCGAUCUGGGGAUCUUCGGAGGGGGGACCUGGGUGGAGGCGGCGACCCUAUGAGGAGACAGCAGCACCACUUAGACCCCAGCUCAGCUGUCCGCAAGACCAAGAGGGAGAAGAUGGAGAGCAUGUUGAGGAACGACUCUCUGAGCUCGGAUCAGUCCGAGUCGGUGCGUCCACCGCCCCCCAAGCCCCACAAAACCAAAAAGGGAGGGAAGAUGCGGCAGGUGUCGCUGAGCAGCUCGGAGGAGGAGCUGGCGACGACGCCGGAGUACACCAGCUGUGAGGAUGUGGAGAUAGAGAGUGAGUCAGUCAGUGAGAAAGGGGACAGUCAAAGGGGAAAAAGAAAAACAAUUGAGCAGGCAUUUAUGUCUGAGCCGGCACACACCUUAUCUGAGAGGCAAAAGAAAAUGGUGCGCUUUGGGGGACACUCAUUUGAAGAGGACUUGGCGUGGUGUGAGCCGCAAGUUAAAGACUCGGGAGUUGAUACGUGCAGUAGCACUACCCUAAACGAGGAGCAUAGCCAUAGUGAGAAGCAUCCGGUGACAUGGCAGCCGUCCAAAGACGGGGAUCGCCUAAUAGGGCGCAUUUUGCUCAAUAAGAGAAUGAAAGAUGGAAGCGUGCCUCGAGACUCAGGAGCUCUGCUUGGUCUAAAGGUGGUCGGAGGCAAGAUGACAGAAUCUGGUAGACUUUGUGCUUUUAUCACUAAAGUGAGGAAAGGGAGUCUAGCAGAUACUGUAGGGCACCUCAGGCCAGGUGACCAGGUGCUGGAGUGGAACGGGAAGCUUUUGCAAGGAGCCACAUUUAAAGAAGUUUACAAUAUCAUUCUAGAAUCCAAGCCUGAGCCACAAGUGGAACUGGUGGUCUCACGGCCUAUCGGAGAUAUUCCAAGGAUACCAGACAGCACACAUGCACAACUGGAAUCGAGUUCUAGUUCUUUUGAGUCCCAAAAGAUGGAUCGCCCGUCCAUUUCUGUCACGUCGCCCAUGAGUCCCAACAUGCUGAGGGAUGCCCCGCAGUACUUGUCAGGACAACUCUCAAGCCAAAGCCUUAGUAGAAGAACAACGCCUAUUCCCCCUAGGGUCCAGGUCAAAUUGUGGUACGACAAAGUCGGCCAUCAACUAAUAGUCACCAUCCUGGGAGCCAAAGACCUCCCACCCAGGGAAGAUGGUCGGCCCAGGAAUCCAUAUGUUAAAAUCUACUUCCUCCCUGAUAGAAGUGACAAAAGCAAGAGGAGAACAAAAACAGUAAAGAAAUCCUUGGAGCCUAAAUGGAACCAGACCUUUAUGUAUUCACCGGUGCACCGGCGGGAGUUUCGGGAGCGCAUGUUGGAGAUCACUUUGUGGGACCAAGCCAGAGUGAGGGAGGAGGAGAGCGAAUUCCUGGGAGAGAUCCUGAUUGAGCUUGAGACUGCGCUUCUAGAUGACGAGCCUCACUGGUACAAGCUGCAGACACAUGACGUGUCCUCCAUCCCGCUUCCUCGUUCCUCUCCAAACACACAGCGUCGGCAGCUCCACGGAGAAAGCCCAACGCGGCGGCUGCAGAGAUCCCAGAGGAUAAGCGAUGGAGAGAUCUCGGACUAUGAUUGUGAAGAUGGGGUCGGGGUCAUAACAGACUACCGGCCAAAUGGAAGAGACUUCCAGAGCUCCACUUUGUCUGUCCCAGAACAGGUGAUGUCUUCGAACCACUGCUCUCGUUCUGCCGAAAUACAUAGAGCGCGGUCACGCUCCCCCAGUGUUCCUCCGCCUUCAAGCCGCAACCACCGUGUGUACCCAAUCUGCCGUGAGGAAGCAGUUAGGUUGCUGCGUUCCACUAGGAUGUCCCGUGCCUAUUCUGAAGGCACCUACUCUUCUGACUAUGACUUCGAGAGGAGCCACGGAGCCAUGGAUAGACACGAGUAUCACAGCAGAUCCCGGUCCGCAGACCAGCGGCCCACAAUAGAGCGCCCCGCAUCCCGUUCACGCUCCACUGAACGCCCCCACGACUCAUCGAUGAUGAGGUCCAUGCCAUCUCUACCAUCCGGGAGGUCGGCCCCUCCCUCACCUGCCUUGACGAGGGCGCACCCUCGUAGUGGAUCAGUCCAGACCAGCCCAACCAGUACGCCAAUGUCCGGCAGACGAGGUCGACAGCUCCCACAGCUUCCAUCCAUAGUAAAAGACGGAAGUAUGGACAUGGAGGAAAGGACCAGGCAGAUGAAGAUGAAGAUGAACAAGUACAAGCAGGGAGCUGGCUCCGACUCACGACUCGAGCAGGACUACCACAAGCAUUCCGGCAGAGAUCCACGGGGCUCAGAUAACCUGUCCGCCAAGUCAUCGGACAGUGAUGUAAGCGACGUGUCCGCUGUGUCGAGAACCAGUAGUGCCUCUCGGUUCAGCGGCACGAGCUACAUGUCUGUCCAGUCUGAAAGGCCACAAGGAAACCGCAAGAUCCGCCUUUUGCGAUCAAGGAGCCAGUCUCGGGAGGGGGAUGAGCAUUUAGUUGAAGUACUAGAAGAGGAAGAGGCAGGCGGGAGAGGCGGAGGGGAUGGGACAAGGGCCAAUAAGGAGGGGGUCGUGCAGGGGCAGAGAGAGGGAUCGGGGGACAAAGUAAACACGCACGAACCGCAUCAUGAAGAUUCGCUGGAAAAAGAAGACGACUCGCACCAGCGGAGUAUCUCAGAGACUGACCUCAGGCAAAUGGGAUCGUCGGGGGGCGUGAACCUGACCAAGAGCACCAGCAUCAGCGGCGACAUGUGCAACCUGGAAAAGACGGACGGCAGCCAGUCGGACACGGCUGUGGGCACGGUAGGCACCGACGACAAGAAGAGGCGCUCCAGCAUCGGUGCCAAAAUGCAGGCCAUGGUUGGCAUGUCGCGCAAGAGCCGGAGCACCUCUCAGCUAAGCCAAACAGAAGCGGGAGGCAAGAAGUUGCGUAGCACCAUCCAGAGGAGCACAGAGACGGGGCUGGCGGUGGAAAUGAGGAGCAGGAUGACUCGACAGGCCAGCCGAGAGUCCACAGAUGGCAGCAUGAACAGCUACAGCUCCGAGGGAAAUCUCAUCUUCCCAGGUGUGAGGCUGUCAUCGGAUGCUCAGUUCAGUGACUUUCUGGAUGGACUGGGACCUGCCCAGCUGGUGGGACGGCAGACACUGGCGACUCCACCAAUGGGGGACAUCCAAAUCGGCAUGGUGGAGAAGAAAGGAGCACUGGAGGUGGAGGUCAUCAGAGCUCGUGGCCUUGUAGGAAAACCAGGUUCCAAGGCGCUGCCAGCACCGUAUGUCAAGGUCUACCUUUUGGAAAACGGAGUCUGCAUAGCCAAAAAGAAAACAAAAGUAGCAAGGAAAACCUUGGAUCCUCUUUACCAGCAGCAACUGCCGUUUGAGGAGAAACCAGGGGGCAAAGUUUUACAGGUGAUUGUCUGGGGCGACUACGGACGCAUGGACCAUAAAUCUUUCAUGGGAGCAGUUCAGAUACUGUUAGAUGAGUUGGACCUGUCCAACAUGGUGAUUGGCUGGUUCAAGCUCUUUCCUCCCUCCUCACUGGUGGACCCGACCCUCGCCCCCCUAACAAGAAGAGCUUCCCAGUCCUCGCUGGACAGUUUCUCGCGGUCAUAGCAGCGUGCGGACUGAUUAGCGUCGUUGUAGCAGCCAAUGUUGCGAUGGAAGGCCACGCCCCCCCAGUUACACUGCAUGCUUGAUGUUGUGUCUUCUGAGCCUGUUUCUAGGGGAGCAAAGGUGAGCCUGUGUUUUGAGCAAAAAAAAGCGUCGCACACACGGUGCACGCGGUGAAAGCGCAUCGCAAGCGCUCAGCGGCCGGGAAUGCUGGGCGUCGUUCUUCUUCUUCUUGGGACGAAACUGGAAUGAACUCCUUAGCACGAGGAAUCCGUCAUCUCCAGGUUUUCAUCCAAUUCGAAGCCAUGGGGGUCAGCACUGAGAACCACGAAAUGAGUUCUACAGAAGCCCUUUUGGAAUGAAAAAUAGAUGCUUUCAUUUAUUUAUUUAUUUUUCCAUUUAUUUUGUUCCCGUUUCAUGUCUGAAGGGGGUGAUGGCGGUUUUCAUCACAUGCUUGGUCACGCCAGUUUUUGGAGUCGAUUACUUUUUACCCCCUGCUAGCCUGCAGACUCUCGUUUAUGUGCUCAACCAAUGGAACCCAAGGCUACAAAUUAGCAAAGUCAUCAAAACCCCAAUGAAAAAGAUGUGCAAUCUACCAUCUUUGUUUUUUUUCUUUCUUGCUUUCUCUUUCGAUAUAUUGUAUGACAAUUAUCUGAGAAAAAUAUAUUUUCCUGUUUUCGUUCAUUUGCAUGGACAGACCAAUUUAGCUCAGUAAAAAAAAAAAACAGAAGACAAUUAUUUUCUUGAGGCUGUAACUUGCAAAAAAAAAAAAAAGAAGAAAAGAAAAGUGAAUCAAACUGAUCAGCCAUUUUUUGGCAGUGGAUAUUAUUUUUUAAAGAUAAAUUUCACUCGUGCAUGGUUUUAAGUCGGGGGGAGUGAAUGCAACAUGGUGACUCGGAAAGAAGUCAUUGCUUAACAGUCUUUAGAACAUUCAUAAGUCAGCAACAUAAGGGGACAUUCGGGAGUAUUUAACAGAUAAUGUUUGUGUGACGAUAAAAAAAGGUACAAAUAAAUGUAAAUGAUUUAUUUCAAAAGGUAAAAGGCUCAAGCCUCAUGAAGAUAAACAUUAUGUGCAAAUUGUACAUUUUUGUCCCAGGGUACUUCACAUUGUACUGUUUCAUUAUACGACCAUUGUUCAGUCCCCUGAUAGUGUCCACAUUUUAGGACUGCUUAUUUCACACCUCAAUAUUGUUUUGAUAUGCAUUUUAGUUUGAAUUUGAUUUCUUUAACAAGCAUGUUGAAAAGGAUUAUCUGCAACAUGGCUUGGGCACACCUUAAAGUAACUCAGCAUGUUUGAUAAAAGAGGAUAUUUGGAAUUUUUUAGCAAUUUCUUGUACAGUGCAUGUCAACUUCAUUCAUUUUUCUCCCUCACGUUAAAAUCUAACACGACUAAAUUAGUUUUUUCGGUCUUCUUCUGGUGACCAAUCAGCGAAGGUUUAACAAAACAUUCCACUCAUAUUUUCUUUGAGGAUAUGAGGAGAAAAGUGACGAGGAACCUAUUUUCUAUUAACGGGGGUGGGGGGGAUUACAAGUGUAUUUUCUUUCAGUAUUGUUGACAAACAUGCAAAAAUAUUGUGUAUUGGUACAACACAAAAGGUCUAUAAGUCAUCAAGAGGCAGCAAACCUGCAAAAAGAACACAAGUUGCUGGGGUUCAAGACAAGCACUCUUUAUGAAAUGAGCUCAUCACAAGUUCAAACAAUAUGGGAUAUUGCCACAUAAAAUGUUUUGCUUUUGUUUGAAUGAGAAUAUUGAUUUACUAUAUUUUUGUUAGUUUCAUUUAAAAGCCAACACCUGAUUAUUUUUUAUUUUCUAUUUUUAGUAAAAAAAAGAAAAAAAAAGAACUACUUCUCAUGUGUGGGAGGUAGACAGAAUCUUAUGGUUGCAGUAUGUCUAAAUGAAAUUGAACUGGGGCAUUAUUCCUUCUCCACGCGGAGAUAACCAAUUUAACGUCCAAGGGAACUUUUGUCACUGCGGUAUAUAUUUUACGUUUUUGAUUUCCAUUGUACAUACCUUUUUAGAUGUCAGAAUUUGAAUAAACGAGAUUCCGUGACGACACUCUUCUGGAGCAGGAAAAAUGCCUCACAUGAUGAAAAAGACAUAUGUAAUUUAUCCUUUUGAAUGCCUUUUCAUUUUCUUUUUUGGUGCAAUGUGUUAAUGCCAAGGCUAUGUCUUGGUGAAGUAUGGUUGAGUACAGAGAUUUAUGUAAGUUAUUUUUCAAAUUAAA